UGUACAUUUCAGUGAUGAAUGGCCACAAAAGGGACCAUGAAAUCUUAACGCAGAAAUGUGUUCAUCAAUUAUUUGUCCAAGAGAUACGAGUUACUCCCAAAGAUAGAAUGAUGUAGGAAACAUAGUGAUACUGAAAACGUCCCUCCUCCUCCCUCAGUCUACUUUCCUCUGACGUAUAAAAUCAAAUGCGUAUUCGUUUAUUUAACGUGUUUGUUGCUUUUCUCCAGAAGGUUUUUCCUUUCAACCAUGCAUCCUGGUGCUGGAACUCUGCUUAUUUAACUAUUAGCAAUACUAUAAAAAAAAUAUAAUUUAUUUUAUCAGUUUGUUUAAAUGCUAAGUGUAUAUUAGUAUGCAUUUGCUAAGUGUAUAUUAAUAUUAGUAUAUAUUAAUAUUGUAUCUAUCAGUUUAAAAUUUCAGUUUUUGUAACUUUACUCUGGAUGUGCUUGAGCCCGUUUUCCCCCCCUUGUCCCCUCGUGUCACAUGUGUAGGUCACAGGCUGUGGACACCCUGAUCGUCCUCUGUACCUUUAAGGGAACCACGUACCUUUUUUCCUCCAGCAGAUUCUGCGUGAGAUGAACCACCAUCAAUUUAAGGGAACCUUUACUCCCACAGUGGAGCAGAUGAGGAAGGGACUGAUGCUGGAGCGAGCAGUGUUGGCCGCCUCUGCAGUAUUUGAUUAGUUUGUGGGAGCUAGAGCUUAGGAUGCAAUUUUUUGAAUUUGCUUCACAUGCAACCAAGUUUUACUCUGCUGUAGUUAACAUAUUUGUGUUCUGUUUAAUUUAAUAAUUUAUUUUUUGAGAUGUGUACUUUCGCCCUCCGUGCGUUUUUGGGAAUCCUGCUUUGUACACCAUACCAGUGCUUGGAGUGUCCCUUUGGCUGCGAGUGUUUUGCUGUCACUCGCACAGUGAAAUGCGUUUCUAAGGAUCUGCUCUUCGUGCCACAAAGUAUUCCAGGAUACACGAGGACUGUCUUUAUCACAGGGAAUAACAUUCAGCAGAUUGCACCUGACUCAUUCACAGAGAUGGAGAAUGUCACCAACAUUAUUUUAAGCAAUAAUAGGAUUAAAGAGAUGGAGUCCCAGAGCUUCUCUUCCCUGGUCAACCUUCGUUUCCUGGACCUCAGUGGGAACCAGCUGGCUCUCAUCCAUCCUGAGGCCCUCAGCAUACCCGGCAGUCCCCUUCAGGAGCUCAACCUGAGCCGCUCGCUCUACAACUUCACCGCCCUGAUGGACCUCACCACGGCCCUGCGCUGGGGUGGCCUCAGGGGGCUCCUCCGCCUUGACCUCUCCGGGAACCACCUUGCCCUGCUGCCCCCGGGGAUGUUCUCUCACCUCCCCAACCUGCAGCAGCUCUUCCUUGCGAAUAACUCCCUGGUGGCCGUCUACAGUGGGACCUUCUCCAGCAUGAACCACCUGGAGGUGCUGGACCUCACACAGAACGCCUUCGUGACAUUCGGGGCCGAUUCUCUGCAGGAGCUGGAGAAGCUCGGCAACAUCCGCAUCCUUCUCGGUAACAACCCCUACACUUGUUCCUGUGAAAUCCGUGAUUUUGUCACCUGGCUGAACGAAUCAAGAGCUCAGCUAGAUGUGGACGCUGUGAUAUGCACCUCACCAAGAGCGUUGACCAACACCCGGCUGCGGGGGCUCAGUGUCCAGGCCAAUGGGUGUGUUGUCCCAGUCCAGGCGGAGAUGGCUGACCUCACCCUGCAGACAUCCUAUGUUUUCCUGGGGCUGGUGCUGGGGCUCGUGGGGAUGGUCUUUCUGUUUGUGCUCUACCUGAAUCGCGAUGGUAUGAAGAAGUGGAUCACCGAAAUGAGGGAUGCCUGUAGAGACGUACUGGAGGGAUAUCACUACCGCUAUGAAAUUGACUCGGACCCCCGGCUGGGCCACAUCCCAGCAGACAACACCGGCAGCAGGGCACAAGGGCAUUUAAGAUUAGCUCUGUCACAGCAGCUGCCGAGUGACACAUGUAUUGUCCAGGAUCCCACAGACAUGCAGGUUAAAAAGGUGAUCACGUUCUCCCCUGGGAAUUUAUGAUCGCUUAAUGAAACUAAAAUGAUUUGACAUAAUAUGAGCUAGAUCUAGAUAUAAAUAGUUUAGGACAGACCAUGUUUAAAUUUGUUUUAUGCUUUUAAUGUCCUUGUACAUAAUGCAGCUAUGACACUUAAUUCUGCCACAAAAAGUGCCUUUGUGUUUUUGAGGCACUACAGCAUUAAAAUGACAUUAAUAUUGUAUGUUUGUCAUAAAUUUUAUAAGAAUAUAAUACAUAAGCUACAUUGAAAUUACAUUAGAAAAACAUCUCAGUCAGUGUUAAAAGUCACACUGCCAGAGUAGCAUGGAAAAUGUAUGUUGACCUAAAAAACUGUAAUCCAUACACACCCAGUCAAUUUAAGAAUAAGUAUUUAUUAGAUUUUCUAUGCUUUCAUAUAAACAAUAUCAGUCCUUAUAUUCUAUCAGCUGUGUAUCUUUAAUUUGCGUAGUCUACCUAGUGUGAUCUGUAUUAAAAUAGUCAAAGGAUUAGAAGAAGCCAGCGUAUGAUAUGAAACCUGUAUUUACAUUAAUGGUAAAUAAAACCACAUUGAUUUAAAUAUCUUGUUCACGUCUUUUAUGUGACCGCAGCGAACCUGCU
Molecule: messenger RNA, 2627 nt
Organism: Hippoglossus stenolepis (Pacific halibut)
Lineage: Eukaryota; Metazoa; Chordata; Actinopteri; Pleuronectiformes; Pleuronectidae
Product: trophoblast glycoprotein
Exons: 2
Coding region: 800-2035 (411 amino acids)
Biological process (GO): negative regulation of canonical Wnt signaling pathway
Cellular component (GO): plasma membrane
Molecular function (GO): protein binding
Source: RefSeq, a predicted model, not a curated record